Molecule: messenger RNA, 7558 nt
Organism: Pocillopora meandrina
Lineage: Eukaryota; Metazoa; Cnidaria; Anthozoa; Scleractinia; Pocilloporidae
Source: the annotation of a GenBank genome assembly
GUACAAUAGCGAAGCUUGACUAGCAACAUGGCGGACGAAUCGGCGAACGAGGCUCACGACCUGGAGGGGACCUUCGCUAACAGAGCAACCGAAUGUGGUGAUUUAUUGCCGUACCUAAAAGGUUUGGUCUAUGAAGCUUUGUCUACUGUUGCUAGUAUGGAUCAAACGAAUCUAGAUUCGUGUUCUCUGAAGUUCAACAAGAAAUUGGAAAAUGGAGAUUUAAUCAUUCCAGCUUUUGUACGGAGUUAUCUUGGCGCUGACAAGGUGAUGAAAUUUGCCUUCUUUUGUAACUCACGUUUAGAGAAGGGCUUAACAUUGCUUAGAGAUAGCUUGAAAUUUUCCAUACAAGUGCUACAAGAAGUUUUCCCAAUGGGAAAAUGCUUGCAUUGACAUCUGGGUUAUUUAUUUGCUGAAGGAUUUAUCGCGUAUGAAUAAAGUUACCAUUACCAUUAUCGGGGGAGGGAGUGGGGGGGGGGGGGAGGGGAGGGGAGUUGGGUAGGUAGGUGAUGAUUAACGGUCAAUCGCCCAGUCUGAUCUUUUAAGGAUUUGUUUCUUAGGCUGACUGGCUUUUCUUUUAGGCAACUUGACUUUUUAUUCUGGGCAAUAUGACAAAAAAUUUGUGCAACAUGACUCAGGUUCUGGAAGACACAUGACUUCUGGUGAGAUGAUUUACAGGCAACUUGACCAGUUACCAAGGUGACAGGGGUAAGGUGGGGAGGUAGGCUGCCUCCUACUCUUUUCAAGUACAUUGUUGUCUACAGUCUUUCAACCGUAAAGGUUGAUAAAUAGCACGGUCAAAAGUGGAAAUCUGUUAGGUGUCAAAAACAAUAAAAUGUACGUGAUUUGUUUCAAGCAAAGUAACCAUAGCCCUUUAAAUAUGGGUUGUACUCCUAGCCUUUUAUGUGUUUUGGUAAUUUUACUUGAAUAUCUUGUUGUGAUUUAAAGUAGCCAGAAAACAGUAGUUGACAUGCAAAACACCAGCAAAUUCACAAUUUUUUAUCACCAUUUGAUCAUCAAGCCUGUUCCUUAUAAUUGUUUUUUAGAUAUAGGAAGCCCAAACUGUCUUGUAUGGUUAAUGACAGAAAUCAACUGGUUUCCUGUUCAUCAAAAUAACUCUCUCUUUCAGCCUCCUGCAUUAUGACUGAAAUACAUUUAGGACAACUCUUUUUUAGCUUUUAAGUUAUCAAAUAAAGAUAUCAAAUCACUCUCUUACAACUUAGUGAGGUGACUUUUCAUAAUUUUGAGAAAUGUGUACAUAAACAGAAUAUGGUAUGUUAGAAAACAUAUUUUGGCAAUUACUAUUUAUUAGUCCUGGUUAAUGAUAGAGAAUCGAAAGAGAGGUAUCUUUUAAUAAUAUUUUGUUUUGUGUUUGACAUUUUAGGUUGAAUUUCAAAGUCUCUGUCAGGAGAUAAGUGACCAUGUGUCUAAAGUUCAGUUUGUCAGACAGUGUUGUGUGACAAGUGGGGGACAUCUUCUGUUGAGUCUCAACAAGGCAGAUGUAACAAGUGCUGUGUUCAACAAUAUCAUCAAAGAAACAGAUCAAUAUGGACAGUCAAGCAAGCAGACACGUCAGUGUGUUUUAUUGAAUCCCUCUCUUUCAGUUCAUGUGGAGGAUGAAGGUCAUUUAAAUCUGGAUCAACUGAGAACAAUUCUCAUUUGCGAACACAUUAAGGAACUUUUAAAUGCAAAUGGGUAUGUACAGUUUAUGGCAGUUUCAAAUGCUUAAAUAAUAUACCUGGGUUGUCAUUAGAAAAAGUAAUGGAUGUAUGAUCAAAAUGAGUGGGUGGCUAAAUUGAAUCACACUUGCAAGACAAGCAUGGUAUGUAGUAAGCCAGCACAACCCUUUAGGAUGGGGAGGAGGGGGGGGUCUUGGGGCAUGCUUCCUGUAAAAUUUUGAAACUCUCUGAGAGGUAGUAUGUCCUAGCAUAUUGGGAUAUACUUGUAUCAUAUUUGAGUAACUUUAAACUUUUUCCUAGCAGACAUUGAUGUUAGAAUCAGUUAAAAAAUACUAGUCUUAUUUUCUGUACAUGUAUUUGAUCACAAUUUGCAAAGUAGCUAGUACAAAAUGGUCUGACAGAGAACAGAUUUGCCAUCACCUACUAUACACUGAUUGGCUCGGGUGUUGCUUUCCUGAGUGUUGGAUUAAUCAUAUUUUUGUGCCUCUUAAUUUUACAAUAUUUAUUACAGUGACAUGUAUUUGAAUAUUCUUUAGCAUUGACGUGAAAUCAGCUUUGGACUAUAAGAGCCAAGAAACUUGUACAUGUAAGGAUGCAAGUAUCCAAGGCUACCAGGAAACCUACAACCUCUUCUCUCCAUCAUUAUUUAAUGUAAGGAAAAUCAGCCUGUGGACAGAAAAAGACCUUACUACUAAAGCUGAAGAACUUUACGAAAUAUUAAAAAAUGGCAAAUAUGCGGACUCAUUGAACAGAAAGACUGGAAGGCAGGCCAUCCAUGAGGCUGAGCUUAGUUCUCUUUAUGAGAGUAAAUGUACUUGCCAAGACUCUGAUUUAAAUUGUGAUGAGGUUAUUUUGGAUUUGCCCAAUUUUUGCCAAGAUAAUGAGCUGCAUUCAGGUAAGUAUCUCAAAUAGCUCUUGUGUGACUUGUAAUCAAAACAUACACAGAUGUACAUGACGUUGUAUUAAAUUAAAAACAAUUUUGUUCCUUUCCAUUAUCCUGAACUUUAUGCUAUUUCACAUUGAUUUGUAUCAAAUAUAACAUUAUUCUUGAUGUCUUUAAACCCUUAAAACUCAAAACCUUUAAAUGAUUUUAUGAUUUUCUCAUGAUCUUAAUCAAGCUAGUCCUACAGGAAAAAAAGUAAUUUAAGAUUUUAUGGCAAAUCUGUUGGAGAAGAAAGUGACGUUGUUGCCAAGUGGUUGGCCAGUAGACUUUAGAUCUAGAAGUCUGGGUCUGAACUCCUCCUGGGUCAUUGUGUUGUGUUAUACUGUACCAAAAUACAUUCAGGACAUGACUUAAACUAAGCAGAGAUAUGAGUCAUUAUCUGAUUUUCUGCCAAAAGAUUUCUUUAUUACUCUGCUCAAUAGAUAACUUAUUUCUGUCUCCAGUAAUAAUAUUAUUAGUACCAUCAUGUCUUCAUUUGGUUCUGAUAAUAUUUUUUGUUUCAUUUUCAAAUUUGUCAUCUGGAAUGUUACAGUGACCCUAAAUAAAUUGUCAGGUAUGCAUCUCUUCAUAAGUAACAAAGUUCACAAGAUUAACAAACAACUUCAUAAGAUCAGACAGUUAUUUUAUGUUAUUGUGUGAGUCUGUUAGAAGUGAUCCAAAUAUCAGGUGACAAGGAUAGAGAGAAAACAAAUAAGCUCCAAAUUAGUAAAGAAGGGAAAAUGUUUCAUAAAUACCAAGUUGGCUGUCAGACGGAUUGGAAAGCUGUUUAUUGUAGUGCAGUGACUAUUAUGAAUAAAGCAAAGAGAUAAGAACUGUAAGUUGUUACUGCAGUAUCAUUUGCUACCAAGAGCAAGAUUAUUUUAAAAGCUGAAAUAUUUCUUUAGAUCGUUCUUGUUAUUUUUCUUUUCAGUUUCACCAACAAGUUCAAUUCUUCUUGAUGUGGCAAAGUUGGAUUUAGUUGAAAAAAAUGUAAGUUGGAAAAAAGACCAACCCCUUACUGUGUUAGAUAGAUAACAUACAUAUAUUAACAAUGUGAUGUGUUAUUGAAGAUUUUCCCUUGCUCUUUUUUUUUCAUGGAUGCAGACUGGAAAUUUAGAUAUGGUGGUUCACUUAACAAGCUGUAAACAAGCAUUUAGUCAACAGCAAACUAGCACAGUUUGGCAAAUGACAUCAACAAAUCUGGCCAUGAAGAAACAGGUACACAAAGUUGAAUGUGGUGUACAACUCAAGGGUGUGGUUCACCAGUAGUAGGUCCAGGUGAAAUGCAAUAACAUAUCUUAAAUACCUGUCCUAGUAAGGGAUUGGUAUAUAAGGUGAUGCCAACAAUUGGAUUUGGGAGAAGGGGGAGAAGGUGAACAGGUGUUGCUACCAAAUACAAUUACACAUGGAUAGAGCUCAGCAUGCACGGCAGUGACAAUAUGCUGGUUUGCUUGUAGGUGGCUCAGUCUACUGGCAUACACUAGGUAAAACUGGUGCUUCACUUUUUUUAGCUUUUUUAUCAAAUACUGUGAAGAGUUAGCUCAAUUUGUUUUUUUUAAUUUGUUAGCAAUAAUUUCCAUUUUCUAUUUUUAUUAUCAAAACAAGGAAAUGAUGUACCAAGAUAGGCAAUUGUCAUGAAAUUUGUUUGAGAGCAAUAGAAGUGAAUUAAGCAGGAAUAUCAUUGUAAAUGGUUUAAACAUGGGGGUAAAAAUCAGACUAUACAAUCACAGAAGUUUUAGUGUUACACACUUUCUUCCUUAAAAAAAAUGUACUAUAUGGAGUUUAGGAUAGAAAUUUCCAUGAAAACGCUUUGCAAUUGUUAAUUUGUAGGCAGAGUACACUGAGGAUGAGAAUUAUAAAAAACUUCAAUGUGAAAUUAUGGCAUAAAAAUUCAACACAUACUUUUGGGCAGUUCUGAUCCCAUCAAUUCAGCUGAAAUGUCAUACAGAUUAUCUUGCAACUAAUCAGUAUGUUUCUUGCAAUUUUAACUUGCUGCUUGUCUGUAUAGUUUUUCCUUUCACAUGGGCUUGUUUCAUUGUACAAAGAUGAGCAAAGACUUCACGAUCAUCUUGAUGUCUUGGAGUUACUAAGGUGGGUUGAGACAAAAUGUUGACUUUUGUUUAUAUAACAAACACAAUGUUUUUCUAUACUCUUAUGCUCUUGCUGCUAUUUUCAGUAAUUUAUUUUUAAUAGUAAUCAUGUCUUUUUUGUUAGAAUUCGUGAAAAACAACUUCGAGCUUCUUAUGUACUGAAGUAUGGCAAUAAAGUUGUAGGUAUGAGCCUGAAGUCAAAAAUAAACUUGUAGUUGAUACAAUCUCAGAUUAAGAAAAGUCACUGAUGGAGUAGUAUAGUGAUGGUGUUGUUAUUCAUCCACAAGGUCAUGGCUGGGACACAUCAAUUAGGGAAAUGGCGGUGGCUGCAAUCAAAUUAGAAACUCUUUCUUCUGCUCCAAACAGUGAAGUGAGUAUUACAAGGCUGUUCUUUGAGGAUAAAGUUAGGAUUUCAACAUAGAUUGGCCAGUUGACUGCCAAACGUAUGUUGCAAAUUUUGAGAUUUUGGCAAAAAAUAUGAACAUCAAAAUGUUUUUUAUUCUGGAGCCUUGCUUUAAGGCAGACAAACAAAGGUGUUAAACACUUGUCAUGAGUGUGCAACAGAGAAAAAUCUAAGUACCACAUGAGCAUUUGAGCCACAGAUUUUAUUUAGUUUAGAUGUUCUAGCUACCACUGUGGUACAAAGAACUUAUUAAUAAGCUACAGUUAUGCCACAGACAAGUGGGCUCAUCUAGGUUCUUAUUAACUUGCAUUGUUUGACUCUGUACAUCAAUUGUAGAACAUCCAGUUCUACUACUAAUGUACUUCAGAGUUAGAAAGUCUGAGGAUUCAAAUUCUUUUCCUUUGUUACACACACACACACACACACACAACAUUGGAUAUUAUUAUCAUGUUUCACAUGGUGUAAUAAUCUGAUUCUUGUAGUGGUGGUAACUUUGGAAAAAAGAAAAGUAGUAAAUUAUUAGUAAAAUAUGUGUUACUAUUGGCAGAUAAAAAUUGACAUAAGUGAAACCUCAAGAGAAUUCAGGCAAGCCACCUUUGUUUUAUACAACUGUGCCAGGCUUGCUAAAUUAUUUGCAAACUUUGAGGAGAAUGUCCAGAAAGGUGAGAACAACUGUUUUUACAUGUUAGAAAUGAUAAAUGUUUCAGUGAGAGUUAAAUGAAAAAUUAAUGGUUGUGAUGUCAUGCUUUCAUCUGUUAAAUUAUUUUUUAGAAAUAUUUAUUUAUAAAAGCAAUAGAGAACUUUUUCAUAUCCUCAUCUAAAUACUCAGGGGUUGGAAGAAUUCUUGAAAGUUAUGCAAACCCUCAACUGUUUCUCAAUUGCCCCCUUGAGUGAUCUCUGUUCUUGUGAACAAUGAUCACUCAAUGGGUCAAAAGGUGAAUUUGUUACUAACUAGAACCUUUUAAAUUCCGUCAGGUGUUUAUCCAGCACUACCUCCCGUCAGUGAGGUGGAUUUUAGCCUGCUACGUGAUCAUGUAAGUGACUUCUGACAGAAACUGCAAUGGCUUGUAUGAAGAAUAUCAGUUAGAGAUCCUUUGAAUUUUUGGGACUGCACAUGUCUGAAAGCACAGUGUCUUUCUACCAAUAAAUUAAGGAGCUAUGAGUUUCAGAGGUAGGGAUUAGGAAACCUUGGAUGUUGCAAAAAGUAACAACACAUAUUUACCAGUCAAUGUAACUUGAUCUGUCUACGGAAGUUUACCUUGAUUUUGUUUCAGUCAGUCCCACUUUUCCUUCCUCAUUUUUCACCUUAGUGUAAGGUUAUUAUGUUUUAUGCUACUGGGAUAGGUUUGCAAAUUGUCCUAAAGUUAACCAAAUAAAUUGAACCUUGAAAUUGAAUUAAAAAAUUUACAUCACCAAUAACGAAUGUUUAAUUCUGUAAACCAAUGUUUAAAACUGCAGGUAUACCAUGUUUUAAUCAAAAAAACUAAGUCCUAUUAAUUUCAGUUGUUUUUUGUGCUUCAAGGAACAGGAAAUCACGAAUUAAUUGUCUUUCAGAUAUAAAUAUACUCUGUGGUUCUAUUGAUUCAUUAUGUAUCUGAGCCAGAGAAUUCUUUGUUUUCUUAAACAGGCUGAAUGGGAGUUGACUUUACAUUUUAUAGUAGCUUUUCCAUCUGUGAUUAAGGGUGCUGUCUCUGGACUGAAAAUGUGUACAUCAAAAUCUCAAAAUGUCAUUAUUCACUCAAAUAAGGUCAGUAAAGUGUACAUUUCAGUAGAGGAGGUGUUAAUACUGUAAUUGUUAAUUUUGAUACCUUUGGUCAAUAAUAAAAAGUUGAGUGCAUGCAAUCAUGGAUUAUUUAUACCCACACUCAUUAACACACUGUGCUCUCAGUCUUUAUUCAUUGAACAUCUCAGCCAUACGAGGGCAAGGGCUGCAGUAUCUGUGGAACAAUUAGUGAUUAUUACAGAAACUGUUUCUUCUUUUACUUUCAUUGCGUCUUUUUCAGAAACCUUAAGUAAGAGAUUGUGUGGUGUUAAGUAAGAAAAUCUUACUUUUUUUGUUUGGGCUAAUUAGGACGACAUGUUUAGACAUCCUCACCUGAUACGAAUGUGUUUCCCUGUUAAAUGUUGAUUGCUUGAACGAACAGGUGAUAUUCCUUGAGACUGAGCAGCAGUUUAAUUGUCUUACUAUUUCACAAACUUACAAGACGUCGCACUAAAUAGUAAAAUGAUGAUCCUGCUGAAUUGUAAGUAAUUAAACUGACUGGUAUAAUUAUUCAGGAAGUACUUAAAGUGCAUGGUCUUUGCAAUUUUUCUUAACCCUUACUGAACAAUUUUCAUAUUCGCCAGAAUGCAAAUAGACCACUAUUUGAUUUUUAACAGGGUAAUUUAGUACUAUCAACUGAGUUGAUAAUGUAAUUUGGCCACCGUUUGAUAACUCUAAAUUACCCUGUUAUACUUUCCCACCGAC